CAAAUUCUUCUUCUCUCAAACACACACACAGACUCAAAAAGGGUUUUAGGGUUGUUGUUGGUGUUUGCAUUAGAUUAGAAGAAUGGAUAGAUACCAAAAAGUAGAAAAACCGAAACCCGAAUUACCGAUAAACGAGAAUGAGAUCCGAAUCACUUCACAAGGUUUGGUUCGUAACUACAUCACCUACGCCACUACUCUUCUUCAGGAGAGGCAUGGGAAAGAGAUUGUCUUGAAAGCAAUGGGUCAGGCAAUUAGCAAAACAGUUGCUAUAGCAGAGAUCAUUAAGAGAAGAAUGCCUCAACUGCAUCAAGACACUGCUAUCAGCUCAGUAAGCAUAACAGAUGUAUGGGAGCCUCUUGAAGAGGGUCUUUUGCCUGUGGAGCAGACCCGGCAUGUUUCAAUGAUUUCAAUCACGUUGUCAGCAAAAGAACUGAACAAAAAUUCCGCUGGGUAUCAAGCUCCUUCUGAGGUUGAACAGAUAAAGCCAAGGUAUAAUAAUUACCAGCCUCAACAGCAGCAACAACCACCAAGACAAACACGUCAAGUCUAUUAUGCUGGUAAUGAAGAUUCAUAUGGACGAGGACGAGGUCGUGGUAGAGGGAGGGGACGUGGUUGGAGCAGAGGUGGAUAUGGAAACUAUCAAGAUAAUGGUGGUUACUCAAACUAUGGUCGAGAAAAUGGCGGCUACUCAAAUUGGGGCCGAGGAAAUGGUGGCUACUCAAACUAUGGUCGAGAAAAUGGUGGUUACUCAAACUCUGGUCGAGAAAAUGGCGGUUACUCAAACUCUGGUCGAGAAAAUGGCGGUUACUCAAACUCUGGUCGAGAAAAUGGUGGUUACUCAAACUAUGGUCGAGAAAAUGGCGGUUACUCAAACUAUGGUCGAGAAAGCGGUGGUUACUCAAAUUAUGGCCGAGGUGGGGGCCGCGGUGAAUGGGGAUAUCGUGGCUCUGGAUAUGGAAGAGGCGGCGGUGGAGGUGGCAGAGGUUAUGGCCGUGGACGCGGACGCAUGGGCCUCCGUCCAAGAGGUGGCGGCGACCAGGCUUAGUUGGGAAUUGGCACUUUAGGUUUUGCAAACUUGCCUUGGCUUAGUGGUUCUCCUGUUCAAAAUAUGUCUAAAGAAAAGCAUGAAAAAAAAAGUUCCUUAUUAAAAACAGAAAAGAAAAAGAACAGCAUGAAAUUGUGGGUUGUUUUAUAUGUGGUCAUGCAGUGAUUGUGUUGUUUUCAACAUCGUCGAAUGUGGAAAAGCUUAUAUCCUCUAUUUGCUUUUAAAGAAAGCCAAGGUCAAGUAGCCAAUUUUUGACUGCUAUCUAUUUGAUUCACUGUGGUUGCAAUGUCGUUGCUGUAUUUAUUCAAGUGUAGCUUAUUUUUUC
This is a messenger RNA of Lycium ferocissimum, 1370 nucleotides long. Its product is annotated as glycine-rich cell wall structural protein 1.8-like. Gene Ontology annotation, molecular function: RNA binding. The transcript has 8 exons. The coding region runs from base 83 to 1045 and encodes 320 amino acids. The record is from RefSeq and is a predicted model, not a curated record. Lineage: Eukaryota; Viridiplantae; Streptophyta; Magnoliopsida; Solanales; Solanaceae.